Molecule: messenger RNA, 1684 nt
Organism: Hibiscus syriacus
Lineage: Eukaryota; Viridiplantae; Streptophyta; Magnoliopsida; Malvales; Malvaceae
Product: cytochrome P450 71B36-like
Exons: 2
Coding region: 26-1564 (512 amino acids)
Molecular function (GO): heme binding; iron ion binding; monooxygenase activity
Source: RefSeq, a predicted model, not a curated record
GAGGAACCUCAAAACUAAACCAAUAAUGGAUCUGUUUAAUUCACUUGUUUGGCUUCCAUUUCUCCUCCUCCUUCCCCUAUUGCUAAUCUUCAAGAAGAAGACCCAACAUGUGAACAAAGAGCUCAAGAAUCUCCCUCCGAGCCCACCCAAGGUGCCCAUUAUCGGUAACUUGCACCAGCUCGGUGCACUGCCACACAGUUCUCUAAGCCAACUUGCUAGCAAAUAUGGUCCGCUCAUGCUCCUUCAUCUCGGUCGUAUACCGGUCCUAAUCGUUUCAUCGGCGGAUGCCGCGAAGGAAGUGUUGAAGGUCAAUGAUCUCGCAUGUUGCAGCCGGCCUAAGCUAACCGGUGUUGGGAGGCUUUCGUACAAUUAUAUAGACGUAGCAUUUUCGCCAUACAAUGAGUACUGGAGAGAACUGCGCAAACUAUGUGUUCUUGAGAUUUUUAGUGUCAAAAGAGUGAAAUCUUUCCGGUUCGUGAGAGAAGACGAGGUCGGGUCGUUGAUGGAUUUUAUCUCUCAGUCGGCAUCAUCGUCGCCGACUGAUCCGGUGAAUUUGACUGAGAAGGUAUUUGCCUUUUCUGGGAGCAUAAUUUUCAGAACAGCUUACGGUAAAUCCUUCCGUGGAAGCGAGUUUGAUCGUCGUAAGUUCUACGAAUUGAUUCACGAUGCCGAGACGGUGGCCGGAGCUUUUUGCUACGACGAAUGCUUUCCGGGAUUCGGCUGGAUUGUGGACUGGAUAAGUGGUCAUAAAGGAAGAGUAGACAGAGUUUUCCGUAAGUUGGAUACGUUGUUUCAACAGUUGAUCGAAGACCAUCGUAAACCUGAAAGGACAAAACAUGAGGACGACAUUAUCGACGUGAUGCUCGGAAUUCAAAAGAAACAAAUCGAGGAACACGGUCAUGCUUGGAUCACCAAAAAUCACAUCAAAGCAAUUCUCUUGAACAUGUUCCUGGGCGGCAUCGACACCAGCGCGCUUACUGUAAUAUGGGCAAUGGCGGAGCUUAUGAGAAAACCACCAUUGAUGAAGAAAGCACAAGCUGAAGUUCGAGGGAUCGUGGGGAAGAAGAAAGGAAGAGUACCGGAAACCGAUCUAGAUCAACUUCAAUACGUCAAGCUGAUCAUAAAAGAAACCCUAAGAUUGCAUCCUCCGGCGCCGUUGCUGCUUCCAAGAGAAUCAAUCUCACACUUCAAAAUCAACGGUUUCAACAUUUAUCCCAAAACACUUAUCCAAGUCAAUGCUUGGGCCAUUGGAAGGGAUCCAAAGUACUGGAAAAACCCAGAAGAGUUCUCCCCGGACAGGUUUAUUGAAGACACCAUGGAUUCCAAAGUACAGCGCUUUGAGUUGUUGUCAUUUGGAGGUGGCAGAAGAGGGUGUCCGGGGAUGUACAUGGGAACCGUUGCAUCGGAGCAUUUACUCGCGAAUCUCUUGUAUUGUUUCGAUUGGGCUUUGCCUGCUGGGACAAAAGAGGCGGAUGUUAAUAUGGAAGAACAGACAGGUCAGUGCCUUACCCUCUCGAAAAAGACACCUCUUCUUCUUGUGCCAAUUAGCCAGGCAUCUCACUAGGCAAAGUGGGUGCUCUUGUCUAAACCAACCCCCAUCUAGCCAUGCACUUGACCUAGUGUUAAAUAAGAGGGACAAGUGAUCGGAUCAGUAGACUAUUAUUACGAAUAGAAUUUAUGUUUU